Necator americanus (New World hookworm) is the source of this 378-nucleotide messenger RNA. RefSeq lists its product as uncharacterized. NCBI's taxonomy places the organism in Eukaryota, Metazoa, Nematoda, Chromadorea, Rhabditida, Ancylostomatidae. The transcript has a single exon. Bases 1 to 378 code for a protein of 125 amino acids. The record is from RefSeq and is a predicted model, not a curated record.
AUGAAUAGCAGAAUAGGAAUAGUAGCAGCGUCAAUUCACCAAGCGAAUACCACGAUGAAUAGCAGAAUAGGAAUAGCAGCAGCAUCUAAUUCACCGGAAUGGUGGCCAGCCAAGCUAGCGGUGGCAUCGAUGGUUCAUGCCCUACCUCGUGGGUACAUUUGCAUUCACCAACCACUCACCACGGGCAUAGCAUGUUCAAAUCUUCGCAUGUAUGAGCUAACGGACGAACGACGAUCUGGAUGCGGAAGCUUGCGCUUCACUCCGCCAGACAGGCUCAGGAACGCCAAUUACCUCCAACUUGCUGCAGCUCCUCUUUGGCUGAUGGUAUUGCAUUUGAAUGUGCGCUGUUGUUCAGAAUCGCAUGCAUCCGCUCCUUGA